CACGUGGUUACUGUUUUUGCUCGGCGGCACGCGUACCUGGUGCUUCAAAGCUUCUUUCGAUUGACAAAGCUUAACGUUAUUACUUUUUUUUUUACACCUAGUGCCCACUCAUGUCGGCCACAGCUGAAAUUAACGCCGCAAGUGAAAGGGUGCAGUGUCCGAAAGACGAUAGUGAGGCGUGCGGUGAAGUGUUUCAGAACUCGGUGGUUACUGCGUCUGAAACCAGCGUAGAAGAGAAGGCCCGUGUCACCUCCACCUCGAGCGAGAAUGCGAACGCUGAAAAUGCCACAUCUGAGGAAACGGAUAAGGUCCACGACCCGUACUUCUACACCAAGAGAGACGAGUUUACAUCUGAAGUACACAAGAUCGAAAUCGGAAACCUGCCCAAGAUAUUCGGCCACGGACAAGUGAAGAAACUUCUUUCGAAAACCUUGCAUCUGAAACCUCACAAAAUCAAAUUGGUGAACCUCGGGAGGUUCGCCUUUGUGUCGUUCAGGUCCGAAGAAGAUCGGGAAAAUGCCCUGCACAAGAUUCAAGGCUACAAAUUCAAAGGGUGCACGUUGACAGUGAAGAAAGCAAAUCCCAUGGCUGAUCCGCUAAUUCAGAAACGAAAACUUGGGGAAGCUGAAGAUGCGGUACCGUUAAAGAAACAGUGUGACGAAUCCAGCAUCUCUGAAAGGAUCAAGGAAUCUGUGGCUUCUUGGUCAGACCUCCUGUAUCAGCAGCAGCUGGAGCAGAAGGAAGAGCAGAUGAGAAAAGUCAUGGUGAAGUAUGCCCGGAAACUUGAACAGGUUAACCCAGGUCUCAAGCCAUGGAUCAACAAGCAGAGGGAAGUGCACAAAUUGGGUGUCUGCCCUGUUGAGCCCAUCAAGGCAUCACCUGUUGUAGAUGGCUACCGCAACAAGAAUGAAUUCACGGUUGGAAGACAUCUUGAGACGGGAGAGGUCGUGGUUGGUUUUCGCAUCAGCAGCUAUCGACAGGGGUCGAUGAGCGUUGCUUCGGCAGCUGACCUACCUAAUGUUCCCGAGUCGGCAAAGAAGGUUGCUCAGUGUUUUCAGGAAUACGUGCAACAGUCUGGCAAGGAGCCAUUCAACCCGGAGACGCACGAAGGGUACUGGCGUCAACUUACAGUGCGCACCACCAGCAAAGAGCACAUUAUGGCUAUUGCUGUCAUUCAUCCGCAGGCACUCAGUGAGGAGGACAUCUCGCAAGAGAAAGAGAAACUGCGCCAGUUCUUCGCAGAGGGUUCCGGAAAGUCGGCUGGUGUCACUUCGUUUCACUUGCAGAGGUUUGACAAGAAACGUUCCGAUGAGGAGCAGCCAGAGUAUGAGCACGUUUUCGGAACAGAGGACAUCGAGGAGAGUCUCCUUGGUUUGACAUUUCAAGUGAGCCCCGAUGCGUUCUUUCAAGUGAACACGCCUGCUGCAGAAGUGGUGUACCGAACUGCAGAAGAUGUUGCGGGUCUCAGCGCAGAAACAACGCUUCUAGACAUCUGCUGCGGCACUGGAACCAUAGGUCUGUCCUUGGCUUCGAAAGUCAAGCGAGUCUAUGGUGUGGAAGUGUGCAGGAGAGCAGUGCAGAAUGCCAAGCGAAAUGCCGAACUUAAUGGCAUCAAGAACGCCAGUUUUGUGCUAGGGAAAGCUGAAGAUGUGAUACAGGACGUGAUCCGUACGGCUGGGGACAGCGAAGAAAUUGUGGCCAUUGUUGAUCCACCUAGGCAGGGUUUGCACAACAAGGUGUUACGCACGCUUCGGUGGACCUCCUCCAUCAAGAAACUGGUGUACGUCUCGUGCAACCCGGAAGGAGCGCUGCAAAACUUUUUAGAUUUGGCAAGGGCUGCAUCAAACAACUACAGAGGAGACCCUUUUGUACUGACCAAAGCUGUGCCUGUGGAUAUGUUUCCCCACACACCACAUUGCGAGCUUGUGCUUCUCAUGGAGCGUCUGAAGGCAUGAUUAAAGCUCUUGGGCUCAAAGAGUCCUGAAAGCU
Rhipicephalus microplus (southern cattle tick) is the source of this 1989-nucleotide messenger RNA. Its product is annotated as tRNA (uracil-5-)-methyltransferase homolog A. Gene Ontology annotation, biological process: RNA processing. The record is from RefSeq and is a predicted model, not a curated record. Gene Ontology annotation, molecular function: RNA methyltransferase activity; RNA binding. Lineage: Eukaryota; Metazoa; Arthropoda; Arachnida; Ixodida; Ixodidae.